This is a messenger RNA of Amoebophrya sp. A25, 167 nucleotides long. The record is from the annotation of a GenBank genome assembly. Lineage: Eukaryota; Dinophyceae; Syndiniales; Amoebophryaceae.
UUGUCGGGGUUAUUGUCGCCAUUUCGUGGCUGUUGUUGUGAUUCUGUGCCAUUGUGCUGACUGUGGUUGCGGUUGUCUUGUCUCGUGCUCGUGUUGUUGCCGUAGUGGUUAUUGUUGGGCGCCCACGCUUGUGGGCUGUUCUGUCUGGUGCUUUCAUUUUACUGCGG